GAUUCAUUUUUAUCGGAUCGGAUUCGGUUCGGGUUAUCGGAUUCGGUUUAUUUGCCCAGGCCUAAUAACAUUGGUACAACAUAUAUUUCAAUCCUUCCGAAUUUCCUACCUACUUCGGGUUUAGAAUGAAAUUGUUGAUUCAUUAAGUAGAUCUGCAAAAUCAUUUUAUAAAGAUCUUUUUUUUUAUGUUGAUUGUUAUAUAAUUCAAGAAUAACUCUUUGUAUGAGUGGUAGUAUGUCUUUUGAUGUUUAAAAAGUUUAUCUGUUGUAAAAUUAUUAUAAUAAUAUUUUUUAUAAUUUGUAAUAAAAUAACAAAUAAACGUCAUAAAGCAAAAUCUGAAUCUCUUAAAUUUCUUUCUCUACAAGACCAAUCAAAUCAUAGUAAAUACUUUCUUUAUUAGAAAAGACAAAAGAGUGACGAUAUACAUUGAUUUAUUUCAACAACAUAUAUAAAUUCGGUAAUUAUCUUCUUUUUUUUUGCCGUCGGUAAUUAUCUUAUCUAUAUACGUUUCUGUUCCGUUUUCAUUGUUUGUAACUAUUAACGAAUUAAAAACUCAGGUUUAAUUGAAAUAAUACAAGAUCAAAAUCAUUCUUCAAACGGUGAUUUUCUUUUUGACAAUUUGUCUCAACUUUUUGAAAGCCGAUGAAUAAAAAAAGAAAGAACCGGGGAAUACAUAAAUAUCGAAAAACGUUAAACAAGAGCCGACGUCAGAAAAAGGGAAAACAUAAAAUAUAGCCGUUAUGAACAUGUUAACGUGGCAUGUAUUAUAACAUAGAUUAUAAGUCGAAGUAGUCAUCGCAGUUCUUAAAAAUUUAUUUUUAAGAGUCGGUUUUAAAUUUUUUAAUUAAAAAUUAAGAAAUGGUUCGCUAAGACACCAUUCUACAAACCCUAUUAAUCAUGCUCUAACGUUUUAUAACCAUUUGUAAUUUUUUUUAAAGAAACUGAAAAGGAAACAGUAACGGACAUUGUAUAUAUAAUUAUAUUUAUCGUCAACGAACAUUUGAAACAACAAAACAAUUCAUUUUUUCUUUAAAUUAUUUAACAAAAAUAACUUUUUCCAGGUGACACAUGCUGAACUAAUUUAAUACUAUCAUUUAUUGAUUUUACUAGUAACACCCAAAACGUAAGAAUCAGCAGAGAUCUGAGUAGAGUUGAAUCUUGGAUAUAUUUCCCACAAAAUAAAAACACAUAUAGAAAAUAAUCUGUCAUUCUAAUUUUAUUAAUGAUUUUAUUUCUUCUUCUGAUCCAAGACCCUUCUCCUUCUUCUUAUGCAACAGAGUCUGCAGUUUCGUCUUCGUCGUUUCCAUCCUCAACUUUGUUUGACUUCACCGAAACAAACAACAAUCCGAGAUUCGUCGCUAAGUUCUUGAGAAGGAAGAUUGUUCAUUCUUGAAAGUCAUGGCUACACUAAGCGAUAUUGGAGUUGCAGCAGCCAUCAACAUUCUAACUGCAUUCGCUUUCUUCAUCGCCUUUGCUAUCCUUAGGCUUCAACCUGUUAAUGACAGAGUUUAUUUCCCUAAAUGGUAUCUCAAGGGUUUAAGGAGUAGCCCCAUUAAAACAGGUGGCUUGGCCAGCAAGUUUGUCAAUUUGGAUUUUCGAUCUUACAUCAAAUUCUUGAACUGGAUGCCACAAGCACUGAGAAUGCCAGAGCCUGAGCUCAUCGACCACGCAGGAUUGGAUUCUGUCGUCUAUCUGAGGAUUUACUUACUAGGGUUGAAGAUUUUUUUCCCAAUAGCAUGUCUUGCUUUCACGGUAAUGGUGCCUGUUAACUGGACCAACACGACGUUGGAUAAGUUACAGAACCUAACUUUCAGUGACAUUGAUAAACUCUCUAUAUCAAAUAUACCAAAUGGAUCAUCAAGGUUUUGGGUGCAUUUAUGUAUGGCUUAUGUGAUUACUUUCUGGACAUGCUUUGUCUUAAAACGAGAGUACAAGAAUAUUGGUUCCAUGAGGCUACAGUUUCUUGCUUCUGAUCAAAGGAGACCUGACCAGUUUACAGUCCUGGUGAGGAACAUUCCUCCAGAUCCUGAUGAAUCAGUUAGUGAGCUUGUUGAGCAUUUCUUUAAAGUCAAUCAUCCAGAUUACUACCUCACUUACCAGGCUGUCUACAACGCAAACAAGCUGUCUGAAUUGGUUCAGAAGAGGAAGAAAUGUCAGAACUGGCUUGAUUACUACCAAAACAAACACUCUAGGAAUCCAUCUAAAAGGCCUAUGAUCAAGGUGGGUUUUCUUGGCUGUUGGGGUGAAGAAGUUGAUGCAAUCGACUGCUACACCGAAAAAAUCGAGGGCCUAACAAGAAAAAUAAGUGAAGAGAAGGAGAAAGUAACAAGCAGCACAAAGUCACUAGUCCCUGCAGCUUUUGUAUCUUUCAAAAGGCGUUGGGGCGCAGUUGUUUGCGCUCAAACUCAACAAUCAAGAAACCCAACAGAGUGGCUUACAGAAUGGGCUCCAGAGCCAAGAGACAUCUACUGGGACAAUCUUGCAUUGCCUUAUGUCCACCUCACUAUCAGAAGACUAGUGAUAGCCGUCUCUUUCUUCUUCCUCACUUUCUUCUUCAUGAUCCCAAUAGCAUUCGUGCAGACACUAGCCAACAUUGAAGGCAUUGAGAAGGCUGUUCCGUUCUUGAAACCUCUCAUCGAAAUGAAAGCUAUUAAGUCUUUUAUCCAAGGCUUCCUCCCCGGUAUAGCAUUGAAGAUCUUCCUCAUUGUCCUCCCUAGCAUACUGAUGUUCAUGUCGAAAUUCGAAGGAUUCAUAAGUAAAUCUUCACUAGAGAGAAGAUGUGCGAGCAGGUACUACAUGUUUCAGUUCAUAAACGUUUUCCUCUGCAGCAUUAUCGCCGGUACUGCACUUCAACAGCUUGACAGCUUCUUGAACCAAUCUGCAACCGAGAUCCCAAAGACUAUCGGUGUGUCGAUACCGAUGAAAGCCACUUUCUUUAUAACCUACAUAAUGGUGGACGGGUGGGCUGGUGUUGCUGGAGAGAUACUGAGGUUGAAGCCGUUGGUGAUAUAUCAUCUCAAGAACUUCUUUCUUGUGAAAACUGAGAAAGAUAGAGAAGAAGCAAUGGAUCCUGGAACUAUAGGGUUCAACACCGGUGAACCGCAGAUACAACUCUACUUCAUACUUGGUCUUGUUUACGCUGCUGUUAGCCCUAUUCUCCUUCCUUUCAUCCUCGUCUUCUUCGCCUUAGCUUAUGUUGUUUACCGUCAUCAGAUUAUAAAUGUGUAUAACCAAGAGUAUGAGAGUGCUGGAGCGUUCUGGCCUGAUGUUCAUAGACGUGUAGUGAUUGCUUUGAUCGUGUCUCAGCUUCUUUUAAUGGGAUUACUUAGCACAAAACAUGCAUCUCGUUCGACUCCAUUGCUUUUCAUACUUCCUGUGUUAACCAUAGGGUUCCACAGAUUCUGUAAAGGACGUUAUGAACCGGUUUUUGUCAGAUACCCAUUACAGGAUGCAAUGGUUAAAGAUACCUUGGAACGCACGAAAGAACCGAAUUUAAACUUGAAAACGUUUCUUCAAAACGCGUAUGUGCAUCCAGUGUUUAAGGCGGCGGAUAAUGUAAAGGAUGAAAUGGUUGUGGAGGAGCCGAGGGCUGAUCAGACGCCGGAUUUAGUGGCUACUAAACGUAGCUCAAAGAGACAUACUAGUGGCUCAUCUUUUGAAACCUAUUGACAAGUUUUUUGAUGAGAUUUGUUUUAUGGUUUUUUUAACGGAUGAUUUUUAUAGGUUUAUGGAAGAAGUUUUCCAAA
Brassica napus (rape) is the source of this 3746-nucleotide messenger RNA. RefSeq names its product CSC1-like protein At3g21620. Lineage: Eukaryota; Viridiplantae; Streptophyta; Magnoliopsida; Brassicales; Brassicaceae. Gene Ontology annotation, molecular function: calcium-activated cation channel activity. The record is from RefSeq and is a predicted model, not a curated record. Bases 1399 to 3669 code for a protein of 756 amino acids. Gene Ontology annotation, cellular component: plasma membrane. The transcript has 11 exons.